Molecule: messenger RNA, 906 nt
Organism: Alternaria alternata
Lineage: Eukaryota; Fungi; Ascomycota; Dothideomycetes; Pleosporales; Pleosporaceae
Product: tropomyosin
Exons: 3
Coding region: 108-593 (161 amino acids)
Source: RefSeq, a predicted model, not a curated record
CUGCGCCGCUUCACAUCCCUACAUAGCCUGCAGCUGUCCGCCUCUCGUCACUUGUAAACACACCACAGACACCCUUCUUUACCCCGCCCUACACACGUCCAGCAGCUAUGGAUCAGAUCAAGAAGCGCAUGGAAGCUCUCCGCGUUGAGGCGGAUGAGAGCAGCGCCCGCGCCGAGGAGCUCAAGGCGACUGUCAAGCGCCUCGAAGCCGAGACCACACAGAAGGAGCAGGAGAUUACCUCGCUGACGCACAAGAACUCUGUGCUCGAGAGCGAGGUUGAGAAGCUUGAGGGGCAAGUCAAGAUCCACAAGGACGAAGCUGGUGCAGGUGCUCAGGCUGGCACCCAAGCCGAGAGCCUCCAGCGCAAGAUCCAAGUUCUCGAGGAAGAAGCUGAGGAAUCGGACAGGACGAUCCGCGAGCUCAACGAGAAGCUCCGCCAAACCGACGUCAAGUCCGGUCACUACGAACGCAAAGUACAAGCCCUCGAGCAGUCCCGCGACCAGUGGGAAACCAAGUACGAAGAGAUGGCCAAGAAAUACGCCGACACCAAGAAGGAGCUCGACGACUUCGUCAAGGAGAUCGGUAACAUCUGAUCUCGCUGUCGUCUCUCUUUUUUGCUUGUUGACUGUAUUUAGUCGAGUUCUGAGUCGAGCUUCGAUAUCGUCCCUCUGCGGAUCCCGAUUUCGAGUGCGUGCGACAACAUGAACGGCGAUGGUAGUGGUGGAGGAUGAUACUGCGGCAUGCGGCGGAGCUUGAAGAAGAGGCAGAUUUUAUAUCACAUUCCCCCGUACCCCCUACCUUACCCCUACAUAUCUGUUUUCUUUCCUGCGGCUGCUUGCUGGGCGGGCUUGUUCGCUUUAGAUAAUCCCUGAGCGAAUAUAUUGGCGGUUCCUGACAUGAACUGGU